AUGGCCAAAAGUGGAGAAUUCGCUGAAUUUGUUGCCGAAUAUGUCAUUAAACAGGAAUCUCAAGACAUCGAUGAGAAAGAGAUGCAAAUUCUGGCAAAACUAAAACAGACAGUGAAACCAUUGAUUGAAAAACAAUUGUCCGUCAGAUCUAAUGACAGCGAAGACAAUGACGUUAAGGCAAGGAAUCAGUCAGGAGUUGUGUCCACAAGUGAUGUAAAUAUAACAAAAACAUCUGCGGAGGAAAACGACGAGGAAGUGUUGGAUAAGAGCGACACAAAUAGUAAUAUAAAAUCUAAUGAUAAUUCUCAAGACAAAGAUUCAGAUGAAAGUAAAGGCAAACUCAUAGACAAAGAAGUGUCGGCCAAAGGAGGCAUCAAAAUGAGUGUCUAUAAGCAAUACUUUGGUCUAAUCGGCGCCUGGAGUUUGACCACAAUAUUCGUGGCUUUCAUUGUGUCAAACAUCGCGAGCGCGGCGUCGGGUCUAUGGCUGAGCGAGUGGUCAAACGACGCGCUCAACUCACAAGUGGUCAACGAUAGGGCCCAUAGGGGUCAUCGGCUCGGGGUCUACGCUGGCAUCGGUGCUAUGGAAGUGAUUGCUCUCAUUAUUGCAAAACUAUUGCUACGAUUUCGGUGUCUUCGGGCCAGUCGUGAACUGCACGACCAGAUGAUAGCGCGUGUGGUUCGGGCGCCCAUGUCUUACUUCGACACGACACCAAUCGGACGAAUAUUAAAUCGAUUCUCGCAAGAGAUAACCAAAAUGGACAGCGAACUAUGCUAUGUAUUUGAACUUAUGUUACUUAACUUUUUAUUGGUAAUACUGUUUCUGGGAAUGAUAUCAUUGGAAACACCAUUAGUACUGCUGGCCAUCGGACCCAUUAUUAUAGUGUAUAUCGUAUGCCAACGGAUAUACAUCUCGAGCUCCCGACAAAUCAAACGCAUUGAAUCCGAGACCCGAUCGCCGAUUAUAAGUCAUUUGAGUGAGACUUUCAACGGAACGGCAAGUAUUAGAGCGUUCGGCGCCGACCACUGGUUUGUCCGGCAGUCGUACCGACGGAUAGACGCCAACAAUCAAUGCUUUUAUUUAAGUUUUUGCGGAGAACAGUGGUUACAGAUUAGGCUCGAGUUCUUGGGCUCAUUGAUAGUGUUUGUGUCAACCAUUGCUGCCGUAAUUUGUAGGAACCAGUUGUCGCCCGGUUUGGCAGCACUUGUUAUUAAUUACUCGCUGAAUAUAACGCUAAAUUUAAGCUCAUUUAUAUCCUUUGUUAAUCAUACGGACAAUGCUAUGAUAGCCGUUGAAAAGUGUUUAGAAGUAACACAAACGCCACAAGAAGCUGAUUGGAUAAACGAGAAGACUAAACCCGCGGCCGAUUGGCCGACAAUGGGUUGCAUUCAAUUCACAGACUAUUGCACUAAAUAUAGAGAGGGAUUAGAUUUAGUGCUCAAAGAUAUAGCAAUUGAUAUGAAAGGCCGACAAAGGGUUGCGAUCGUCGGCCGCACUGGCGCUGGAAAGUCGUCCCUCGCGUUGGCUCUCUUCAGACUCAUUGAGCCGACGGCCGGAACCGUUACCAUCGAUGGCGUCGACUGCUCUACCAUUGGUUUGCAGGACUUGAGAUCGAGGCUAACA
Molecule: messenger RNA, 1623 nt
Organism: Medioppia subpectinata
Lineage: Eukaryota; Metazoa; Arthropoda; Arachnida; Sarcoptiformes; Oppiidae
Source: the annotation of a GenBank genome assembly